CGAAAAAACCGGACGCUUUCAAAUUAAAUAUUGUGAGAACAGAAAAGAAUUAAAACAUGAAUUUUUAAAUCAUACGUACAAUUAAACGAGAAAUGGAGAUCCAAAUAUUUGCAUUACUUUUCGUAAGUGGCUUAGCUUCAACUGUUGUACAUGUAUCACACAACGAAAUUGGAAAUACUUAUGAUAAAAUGUAUACAAAUAAAUUAACAGUUAUUCCUAAAUAUGAAUACAAUAAAUUUGAAAACCUUUUUGAAUUUGGAGUUAAGCAGACACAGCACGAUGAAAACGUAUUUCACAAAAUACUGUUAAAUAAAUAUGUAAAAUUUGAGAAAGACGAUGAGAAUAACUCCUUAGGAUCUCACGUAUCUGUCAUAGAAGAUGAUUACACGAAAAAAAUUGAGCACCCUAAAAAUGAACCCCUACCAGUGACACAAUUUAAAAAUGGUGCUGAUGAAAAUAACAUAUACAGUAAAUUUAAAGCAAAUCAUAUCGUUGUAGCUGAUUCGCAAUCCAUUAAAGGUACAAAUAGCAACAACAAUACAAGCCCUAGUUAUAAAAGCAUGGUUUAUAAUAGAGUCAACACAAAUAUAAGCACUUUUAACUAUCAAUCUGGCAACAAUUUAAUACAUCAUAUUGAAAAUAUAAAAAGUAGUAAAAUACGCCGAUCAAGCGAAUAUCGAAAUAAAAAUAUAAGCUAUCAAUCGCUGUGUCCUACUAAGCGAAAAUCUGUUUUGCUUGAAACCAUUGAAUAUGAAUAUAGACCAAAUCACUAUAUCGAAGUUUCAUGUGCCCAUAGCUAUGUACCUUCUCAUGCGAAUAUCGAUGAUAAAAACAAGAUUUGUUCAGAAGCUGGAUUUUCUUGUAUGCAACUCAAUCGUACAAUACAUUUAAUUAGACGAAAUAAAUCCAAAUCGAGUCAGUGUUGGGAGUCAGAGAUUCGAGUUAUACCAUCUGGAUGUGAAUGUAUGUGGCCAAAACAUUACUAUGGCGAUAUACUUGCUUUUCAUGAGUCACAUAAACGUUACAAUGCAGGACUAAUGAAUGGGUAUAUUCCUUAUAUUUCAAAUAAUAAUUCGUAACUUUAAAAACUUUCUGUACUUGUGUUUGGGAAUUUUUGUUUAAGAGAAAUAAAUAAAUUAUUUUUUAGUAAACUUUAUUUGUUGCAACAAUUGCCAAAAAA
Molecule: messenger RNA, 1180 nt
Organism: Lucilia sericata (common green bottle fly)
Lineage: Eukaryota; Metazoa; Arthropoda; Insecta; Diptera; Calliphoridae
Exons: 5
Coding region: 93-1079 (328 amino acids)
Source: RefSeq, a predicted model, not a curated record